AUGUAUCAUCAUCCUGGUCAAUUUGUUCCUGCUAGCACAAACACCAUUUAUCAAACCAUCCAACCAACCGCCAAUAACAAUACAAACAUGCUGAUUUCUCCUCAACCUUUCGAAGUACAACAACAACAUGUAAAGGUUUACAUCUUUGAAAAGAAGAAGGAGGAAAUUACCUCUUGCUUGGAAGAGAAGGAUGCUCGCACGAUCCGAAGAAAUAUUGUGAGUCUUGCAAAAUUCGGUUACAACGAAUUGAUUCAAUACAUCACUGAAAAGUGUGGAGUCAGUGCUAAGAAGGCUAUCAUUCGUUACCUUGAUGAUGAAAAUCAAUGGGUUGAUGUGUCCAGCGAGGAAGAAUGGAAAUUCGCCAUUCAAACUUUCCAAUCUGCGCGAAAGAUGAGCCACAAUCGUCCAGUGCUCAAAUUAGCAGUUAUUCAAAUCAAGUCACAGGAGGAACCAGCAAAGACUUCAGAACCUCAACAAGAAUGUCCAUUCAGACGCUGUCACAGAUGGAGAAGAGGAAAUUGUCCAUUCAAGCAACAACAACACCGUAGAUGUCCUUAUCUUUUCAGAAAGGAUGAAAAUACUGGUGAUGCUGUGUUGGAAUUGGACGUUGACGUUAACGACUUGAAGAGUGGUAACAUUUUGAAGCAUUUGGACAAGGUUCAAAUGCCACAUUAUGGUGUCACUUGUGAUGGAUGUGGAGAGUAUGCUUUCGUUGGAAGAAGAUUUAAGUGUGACCAAUGUCCAGAUUUCGAUUUCUGUGAAAAGUGUUACGAGACUGAAAGAGCCAACCACUAUGGUGGACACCACACUUUCACUGAGAGAUUUGCCCCAGGCAGAAGAUGGCUUGAUCGUUUGUUCGAAGGACAACAAGAGAGCAAUAGCAAUAGCACUCCUGAAGAAGAGACAAUUGUUGACAAUCAACUGUAUGAAAAGACUGAGGAGCAACCUGAAGUAGUUGCUGAAGAGCAACCAGUGUCUGUUGAAUCAGUUGUUGUCGAACAGGAACCAGUUGCUGAGGAACCUAAAGUGAUUGAACAACCUCCAGUUGUCCAACAACAAGUUCCAGUUUCUCAAAUGCCACACCCUUUAAAUCCUGUCUUAAUUCAAUCACCAGCUGAACCAGAGCAACAACCAACUGUUGUUCCUUAUAGCACUGAAUUGAUUUUGUUGAAGGAAAUGGGGUUCUUUGACGAACGUCGUUGCCUUGAAUUGCUAAAGAAGUACAAUGGUGACAUUCAACGAGUAAUUGUUGAUUUAUUGCAUAACUAA
Naegleria fowleri is the source of this 1269-nucleotide messenger RNA. RefSeq lists its product as uncharacterized. Lineage: Eukaryota; Heterolobosea; Eutetramitea; Acrasida; Naegleriidae. Gene Ontology annotation, molecular function: zinc ion binding; protein binding. Bases 1 to 1269 code for a protein of 422 amino acids. The record is from RefSeq and is a predicted model, not a curated record. The transcript has a single exon.